CCUCAAAAUUAGGUAUAAAAGAGCAACCGAGAGUCACCCUGUCAUCUCUCCAAGAGCACCUGUUCCAAAAGCCAACCAUGUUCGCUAAGAUCGCCAUCUUGUGCGCUGCUGUUGCAGCAGUAUCUGCCAAUCCUCUUUUGGCAACUUCUGUCGUGAAUGACGGAAACAGUAUCAGUGCAAAGACACAAGACGCAAUCGGCAACUAUGCUUUUAACUACGGCACUGCCACCAAUGCCAGAGCUGAAGUCGGAGAUGCCGCUGGAAACAAGCAAGGAAGCUACACCAUCACCGACAUUGAUGGUCGAGCCCGAAGAGUUGACUACGUCGCCGAUGCUGCAGGUUUCAGAGCUUCCGUCAAGACCAACGAACCUGGAACUGCCCUCAGCGCCCCAGCUUCCGCUGCUAUUGCCAGUCCUUAUGCUCCACCAGUCGCCCCAGUAGCCCCCGCUGUUGCUGCUCCAGCCCUUGCUGCUGCUCCUCUUUUUGCUGCUCCAGGUCUCGCCUACAGCGGUCUUAUCGGACACGGACAUCUCGGUUUUCCCUAUGGAGCCGGACUUCUCGCUCCUGGAUUCGCCAAAACUGUCGUCUGGUAAAUUAAGAUUCUACUAAUCUUGGACAAAAAAAGGAUUUUGGAAUUAAACUGACAACGACCAAAGGAAAACAAUUUGCAGGGUGCUAACGGCGUAAUGAGGUUGGGUAUUAUGACUUAUGUAUGAAGCUUUUUGUGCUUAGUCUUUCAUGUAAAUAGCAUUUGAACAAAUAAAAGCAAGUGCUAUAAGUU
This is a messenger RNA of Argiope bruennichi, 781 nucleotides long. RefSeq names its product adult-specific rigid cuticular protein 15.5-like. The transcript is spliced from 4 exons. NCBI's taxonomy places the organism in Eukaryota, Metazoa, Arthropoda, Arachnida, Araneae, Araneidae. Gene Ontology annotation, cellular component: chitin-based extracellular matrix. The coding region runs from base 78 to 593 and encodes 171 amino acids. Gene Ontology annotation, molecular function: structural constituent of chitin-based larval cuticle. The record is from RefSeq and is a predicted model, not a curated record.